Psylliodes chrysocephalus is the source of this 1116-nucleotide messenger RNA. The record is from the annotation of a GenBank genome assembly. NCBI's taxonomy places the organism in Eukaryota, Metazoa, Arthropoda, Insecta, Coleoptera, Chrysomelidae.
AUGGCGGGCGAUGUAGACGCGAGCAAAAGUGAUCCGACGAAAACAAGCAAAUAUUGCAAAAAAUCCGUAGUAAAUUCAAUUGUAAAGUGCAUAACUUGUGAGGGUGUGUUUCAUAAUUCGUGCGCUUUAAGAAUAGCAGGUCUAAUGGCUGUAGGUGAAAAAAAUCAGGUGAAAUGCUGUUCAAAAUAUGUUGAGGUUAAGUUAGGAGAGGCAGAACUUACAGAAGGAAAAACGUCUGAAAUCAUGCUUAAACUAUUAGAAGCUAAAGGUGACAUUUUAAAAGGUAAAGAUGAAAUAAUUUCCGGGCUGAGAGCAAAGGAAACCUUAUUAUAUACAAAUUUAGAAUUGCUACAAGAAAAAAUAAAUUAUUUAAAAAAAAAGCAGAAAGAAGAAAAGGAAGAGAAUAAAAAAGGUCAACACCAACAAAAAAGUGAUAGUGAUAAAUCUGAUAAAUCUACAAAGUCGAUUUCUUCUAAUCAAACUGCAUUAAACUCUGACAGUAAACAGCCACUUCCACAGCAACCAGUUUUACAAGCUGGCGAAGGCCAUAACCUUAGUAGUGUCAAAAAUUAUUCUUCUGUUUUAACGAAACAUAACCCUCAAAUAAGUAAUAGAAGGGAAAUGUUCACACAACAAAAAGUAAACAGUGCCGUUUUACAGGCUCGGAUGACUAAUAACAUGCGAGAAAUUCAACAGUUAGGAGGUCAUACUCAAACAUCCGACACAAAUAAUAAUACUAAUGAGUGGCAGGUAGCCAAACGAAGAUCCCGGCGAUUUGUUGUAGGCCGCAAUGAGGAUAUCAGUCAAGUACAAGCUGUUCCAAAGUUUGCACUAUUUCACGUCACCAGACUCACGCCCGGAACUAAGCCUGAGCAACUAAAGGCUUUUUUGGAACCGAAUUUCCCAGGAGUCCAAUGUGAAGAGCAUUCCUCUAGGUACCUCGAAUAUUACACAUCAAUGAAAGUCAUUAUAAAACAAGACGAUGCAAAAGAGGCCUGGAAACGAGAAGCUUGGCCAAAUGGAGCAGUUAUCUCGAGGUUUUUACCCAAAAAGAGGAUGCCACCAACACAGGAGGAUCCUCAGUCAAAAUCCCCCCACAACCAAAUGAUGUCUUAA